Messenger RNA from Closterium sp. Yama58-4, 2502 nucleotides. The record is from the annotation of a GenBank genome assembly. Lineage: Eukaryota; Viridiplantae; Streptophyta; Zygnematophyceae; Desmidiales; Closteriaceae.
AUGGGUCUUCAUACAACAGCGAGUACGGAACCUGAAAUGCGGAUUGCUACUCUCGACCAAGUUUCAGUAGUCCUGAGAAUGCCGAAUCAGCCGCUUCAUGCUUGUGCUGCUUGCAAGUCGCUAAGGAAGAAGUGCACCCCCCAGUGCGUGUUUUCUCCGUACUUUCCACCAAACGAGACAGAAAAGUGGACAACAGUCCAUCGUACAUUCGGUGCGAGCAACAUUUCGAAGAUAUUAACGACAGUACCGCCAGGGAAGAGAACGGCUGCAGCAAACAGUCUUAUAUUUGAAGCGGAAGCACGGCUGGCUGAUCCUGUCUACGGAACUUUGCAAGUCAUUCAUCGGUUGGGAAGCAGGCUGUCUAGCAUGGUUAAGGAGCUUCAAGCUGUCAGAGCCGAAAACGAAGAACUGCGACAGAAUCGCUCAUACACUCCUCGCUUCGCUCUCACGGAGUGCGCUGGGCGAUCGCCCAGUCGCCCUCAUAUCCAACCCGCCAUGCUUCGCGUGCGAACCUCCUCGUCGCUCUCCGACUCACAGUCGUCGCACCAAUCGUGGCGUGGAUGGCCCGCAGCCGCCUCGUCCGUGGCGCGCCGCCAUGCCACGUCGCUCCGCCGCACGCUGAGCGUCACGGCGCUGCCUCUGCUGCUCUUGGCGUACGUCGCGGUUCGGCUGACAAUCGCGCCGCAUUAUCGAAGCGCGCUGACUGAGCCCGGCUCGACGACGCGGAAGCCGCGGCGCGUGGAGGCGCUGCGAGUGUUCAUCGUGCCGCUCGACCCGGCCAUGAGCUUCGGGCUGCUCAAUUCGUCAUCACAGCUGUCGUUGAGCAUCCCCGCGCGCCUGGUGCCCACGUGGAACGGAGUCACCGGCAGCAACGUCCCCCUCCCGCCCUCCCUCGCGCUCACCCCCCCUGCAGCUGCCCCCCCAUUGCCCUCUGCUGCUGCGCUGGUGCAAGGCGAGGGGGGGGACGACCUGGGCACGGCAGAGGAGGGGAGCGGGGAGGAGAAGGAGGAGGAGAGGGUGAGCGUGCAGGUGGCAGCAUACGAAGCAGAGCCGCAUGUGUACGCAUACAGUGCUGAGUACUGGCUCACACUCUCACUCUUCACAGGGCUGCCGGCAGUGCGAGUGGUGGAGCAGCCCUCACAGGCGGACGCGCUCUUCCUGCCACUCUUCUCCUCGCUGCUGCUCCUCCGUAGUGGCCCCCCCAACGCGUCGGCCGCUGUGUCGCUGCGCACGCCCCCCGCCCUGCUCGACUCCGUGCUCUCCUAUGUGGCGUCGCUGCUGCAGCACCACCAGCCCGCACGAGCGCCCCUGCCGCUGCUGCUGCCUGCCGUGCAUGCGCAUGCGCUUGCGCCCGCCAAGCUGCAGCUCGCCUCCGCUCGCUUCUUCCUCGCCGACUUCCGCCACUCCAGCCCCCAGCACGCUGUGAUUGACUCUACUCCAAGGCCCCCUGUGUUCCCGCACCCGCUCCUCAUGCUCUCGCCCCUUCCUGCCUCCCGUUCCUCCCUCCCCUUCUCCCCCGUCCCCCAUGCCUCAUUGCCGUGUGCGUGUGGGUGCGGUGAGCAGGCGGUGAGUGUGGGCAAGGACGUGCUGGUGCCGCUGGCGUCGCCCGUGCCGCCGGUGCUGGACGACACAGGCGAGUGGGCCCACCGCCCCACCCUCGCCUUCUUCCACGGCCCCCCCCAGGUCAGCAGCGUGCGGGGCACCUUAGGCAGUAGCGAGAUGAAGAGAAGGGGGAUGGCAAGGGUGAGCUGGGAGGUGUAUGAGGAAGACAGAGCGACUUGUUGUCCGAUCACGAGUGCCUGUGUGCUUCUGCUCUCCGCAGGCUGUGCGUCUAGACUCGUGCGUUGGAGGCGCAUCGGAAGUGGGCACGCAGAUGCUGGCUGGGCAGGCAGCUGGGGUGCCAUGUGUGCACUGCGGUGCGGGGCACGUGUGUGCCUCCCUGCUCUACUCCAUGCCAUUGCAUCACAAGCCACCUCUUGCAUGCCCUCUCCCGUUUCCCCUCUCCUCUCCCCCCCCGCCCCCGCUCCUGCCCGUGCUGUGCAUGUGUGUGCCGUGCAGACGCAGGAGCGGGUGCGGCUGGCAGCGGUGCUGGCGGGCAGCAUGGACUUCGAGGUGACGGUGUGGGGCGACGUGCACAGCAACGAGCAGCACGCGCGGGAGAGGGCCAGGGAGCUGCACGGCAUGCGCACCGCCAAGUUCUGCCUCCUGCUGCCGGGUCAGCACAUCCCUCACACCCGCUCCUUGCCUCUGCACCUCACCCCAGUGCUCUCCCUUUCAUCCCCUUCCAUCCCCUUUCAUCCCCUUCCAUCCCUUGCCAUCCCCUUCCAUCCCCUGCCAUCCCUGCACUCCACUGCACCCGCCCCCGUCUGCUCAUGUGCGAUCCCCCCGUGCUGCCCUGCACGCAUGCGUGUGUGCCUGCGUUCCCAAGCUUGUGUACCCUGCGCCCCUGUGUGCAUGCAUGCCUGUGCCGCUGUGAGCACGAGCAGUACCGAGAGAGUGUGA